Molecule: messenger RNA, 1057 nt
Organism: Paramacrobiotus metropolitanus
Lineage: Eukaryota; Metazoa; Tardigrada; Eutardigrada; Parachela; Macrobiotidae
Product: transmembrane protein 230-like
Exons: 3
Coding region: 182-586 (134 amino acids)
Cellular component (GO): endomembrane system
Source: RefSeq, a predicted model, not a curated record
AGUUGAAACUCUAUCUGUGGAACUUUUUACAAACUUUAGUUCGAAUAAGUUAAUUCUCGAAUUAUUGACUGGCUGAGGCUGGUUUCAAAUUCCUAGGAAUCCCUGUUUCUUUUGCGUGAAUUUCCCGCAUGUUUGACGGAUCCAUCCGUGAUAGCUCCCAUCCACAUCCAUCUGAUCUCCAAUGAGCAAACCAUCCGUGGACGCUGACGCCGUCCGCUUCUCCGCUCCCUCCCACGUUGACACCACCGGACUGCGUCGACGGGAGUUCCAGCGUGAUCUCCCCACACGCAAGGAUUCCGACGAUUUCACCGAUAACCAGUUCAAGAGCUACUUCUACGAUUCCUGCGCGCCCCCCAUCGCUUCCAUCUGGAGAGCCGUGAUUUUGUUCGUGGUGGGCACGGUGCUGACGGUUGUGGGGUCGUUAUUGCUGGCUGGAUAUUUCGAUACCAAGUACGCCGAUCGGACGUGGCCGGUGCUGACGCUGGGCUUACUGUGCUUCAUCCCCGGCGCGUACUACACCCGCAUCGCCUACUACGCCUACAAGGGCUACGAGGGCUUCAGCUACCAGGACAUCCCCAGCGACUGAUCUCCAAGCAGCAUGCCGGCUAUCCAGGCGCGAUUUGUACCGGCCGGUCAGGGGGCUGGUGAUGCGAGUGCCGCCGGAAACUUGCGUGUGGACAUUCCUUUGAGUGAGGGAUUGGGCGGGUUGUUGGCGGGGGUGGCGGAUGUGAAGGCGCGGAUCAAUACGCACCUGACGGAGGUCCUGAACCGGCAGCGGAUGGGUGGGGAGCGGGAGACGGUGGGCGAGGAGGCGGAGGAGGGGGAGGACGAAGUGGAGGAGGACUAUUUGGAUAAACUGAAUAAGUAGUGAUGCGAUUUGUGUUGUUUGAUCUGUUUUGUGUUUUUUCCUUGAAUUCCAGAAAAUUCUGUUUGUCGGUGUGAUGAUUUGUGUUUGAAAAAUCAAUUGAAUAGUCUUGUCCACUUUGUGUGGCUUGAAGCUUCGCGCUUUGCGUAGCUUUACAUGGCAUUUAAACUCGCUAUUAAAGCACUACUAUGA